This is a messenger RNA of Eurytemora carolleeae, 1642 nucleotides long. RefSeq lists its product as uncharacterized. Lineage: Eukaryota; Metazoa; Arthropoda; Copepoda; Calanoida; Temoridae. The record is from RefSeq and is a predicted model, not a curated record. The coding region runs from base 172 to 1032 and encodes 286 amino acids. The transcript is spliced from 5 exons.
GCAAAAUUGUUUUAUAGAUAUACAUAUAUUAAUUUUAUUUUUAGUUUUGUUGAUUUUCAAAGGUUGAAAGGUCAAGAUGUGAAUCAUUUAAAUUACACGGGACAACUCUUUCAAUACAAAGUUGAGUUUGGAGUGUUUAAUGAAUUCCUAAAUCUGCAGAGUGUCUCAAAGAUGAUGAUCAUAUUAUUGAUGAUAAUGAUAUUAGGAACGGUUAGCUGUGGUAAAUCAACUGGAUUUUUCAGCUCCAAGACCAGGAAAAUUAUCUGCGACAGAGAAAGCAAUGGAUCUGACUGGUGGAUUACCCCAACCCAGUAUUUCUCCUGCUACCAGGAUCAACAUUGUUGUGGAGAUGCUUGGAACAGAACCUGCUGUGACAAGGAGAAUAGCAAUAAAAGCACAAUGGUGAUAAUAACAGCUGUAAUGGUAAUUGUGAUCUUACUGCUCCUCCUUCUGCUGGCUAUCUACAACGUAAGGAUUCGAAGUAGAUAUUAUAUUCGAGUGGCAAACCUUUGGAAUGAUGGUAUUUUUACAGGAUCUAUGCCUAAAUACAAGCUUAACAUCAAUAAUUCCUGCCCUGAUGAACCCAGUGAAAAUCAUCAGAAGGAGGAGGCUCAAGAGAGUAAACAAGAACUACCAGAGAGGAAACAUGAUCUAUCACGACAUAAAGAUCCAUGGGGAAAUAGUGAUGACCGCAAGCUACCGUAUGCAGAAUCAAAUGAUGUGUUAAGCAUAAACACAUUGCCCUCCAGUAUUGAAGAGACCCUUGAGAACGGGUUCAGGUCAAGGAUCAGCCAGCUCAGUUCUGUUAGUCCUGUCAGUUCCAGUAUUCCCUUCAUCACUGGAGCAAGCAAACCCCUCCAAGGAGAUCUAUGCUCUUCACUCAUGAAAUAUGAACCAUAUCAAAUAAUGACAAUUGACCAAGAAUCAUCUCACUGGACCCAGGGGAAAGAAUUAUACAAUCCUGUAAUACCCUCGCUUUUAGAUUCUAGUUAUAUUCCACCUCCAGCUGUAUAUAUUCCUCCUAGAUCCUAGUUAUAAAUUCCACCUCCAGCUGUAUAUAUUCCUCCUAGAUCCUAGAUAUAUUCCACCUCCAGCUGUAUAUAUUCCUCCUAGAUCCUAGUUAUAUUCCACCUCCAGCUGAAUGUAUUCCUCCUAGAUCCAAGUUAUAUUCCACCACCAGCUGUAUAUAUUCCUCCUAGAUCCUAGUUAUAUUCCACCUCCAGAUGUAUAUAUUCCUCCUAGAUCCUAGUUAUAUUCCACCUCCAGCUGUAUAUAUUCCUCCUAGAUCCUAGUUAUAUUCCACCUCCAGAUGUAUAUAUUCCUCCUAGAUCCUAGUUAUAUUCCACCUACAGCUGUGUAUAUUCCUCCUAGAUCCUAAUUAUAUUCCUCCUCCAGCUGUAUAUAUUCCUCCUAGAUCCUAGUUAUAUUCCACCUCCAGCUGUAUAUAUUACUCAUAGAUCCUAUUUUUAUUCCUACUCCAGCUGUAUAUAUUACUCAUAGAUCCUAGUUGUAUUCCACCUCCGCUGUAUAUAUUCCUCCUAGAUCCUAAUUAUAUUCCUCCUUGAUCAUAUCCACGAAAGUUUUUGUUUUAUUUUUGUUUUACAAUGAAUACAAAGAGAAAAUAUUCACAAUUAAAAUAAAA